AUGCCAAGCAGAAGCGGCGCUAGGGAGGUGGAGUUGGAGGUAAUGGAAGCGGAGAUGGAAGCAGUGCAGAAGGAGGUAACAAAAGACCUGCAUUACCUGCCUGGCCAGCACCCCGGCUUCGGGCCCGUCUUCCCAAUGUUCGGAGCGGCCCCGUGGCUCGACCCCGCCUACCUGGCGGCCUACCCGUGGCACGAGUACCUCCGGCGGCCGGACCUCUGCAAGCUGCCCGCCGCCACCUGCUCCGUGCUCAAG
Gryllus bimaculatus (two-spotted cricket) is the source of this 252-nucleotide messenger RNA. NCBI's taxonomy places the organism in Eukaryota, Metazoa, Arthropoda, Insecta, Orthoptera, Gryllidae. The record is from the annotation of a GenBank genome assembly.